Molecule: messenger RNA, 773 nt
Organism: Mytilus trossulus (common blue mussel)
Lineage: Eukaryota; Metazoa; Mollusca; Bivalvia; Mytilida; Mytilidae
Exons: 4
Coding region: 119-478 (119 amino acids)
Source: RefSeq, a predicted model, not a curated record
CUUUACAUGUAAAUAGAAGAUGCGAGAAGUGACAAUCACUAUUGUCUGAAUUAUAUUUACACCUGCGUUCUGGAACUUUCAUUUCUGUGACUGGAUUUUAAACGCAUAACAAAGAAGGAUGAACAACACUAUCAUAGCUUUUGGCUUGGAACAAGCACUCAACACCAGCACUAUACAUGACUAUUCCAUAGACAAUUUCCAUAAUAUAACAAUUGAAGUGAAGAACAAUACUCUCGGGAUAGUUAUACUAUGUACCUGUAUUGUUAUUGCAUUCCUUAGUGUGUUUUUAUACUGUUACUUCCGAAAAGGUCCAUCAGAGAGUUUUGACGUCAGUUGUUCCUUUGAAUCUGACAGAGCAAAUGGGGCAACAUUGUCAAUGACGACAUCGGGUCCUGGAAGAGUGAUGGUCAAUUAUCAGAAAAAUCAUCCCAAUCAUGUGAACGACCCUGAAAGCUGUGUUGAAACUGAGCAUUUGUAGAUGUGUUUUUUUUUCUUUUAAAUUAGUAAUGCAAAUAAAUAUAUGUAUAUAAGACAAUGUAAGAAGUCAGCAUGUCUGUGUUGACAUGAACUAUCAUUGAUAUGGUCAUAAUUAUAAAUUAGAACAUUGAAUAUUUCGAAAUACUAAGGAUUUUCUACCUCAGGAAUUAUAAAUCACAUUUUGUUCAACUGUUUUGAUUCAAUUGUAGGUCUUUUGGAAACAAAUAGCGCGUCUGCCGAACACAAAUUGUAUCCUAAUAUUUAUGAUGAGAACAUAUGCUUGGAUAAGAGAAAAU